Molecule: messenger RNA, 2736 nt
Organism: Nilaparvata lugens (brown planthopper)
Lineage: Eukaryota; Metazoa; Arthropoda; Insecta; Hemiptera; Delphacidae
Product: major royal jelly protein 5
Exons: 5
Coding region: 242-1414 (390 amino acids)
Cellular component (GO): extracellular region
Source: RefSeq, a predicted model, not a curated record
AAAGAGUUUGAGAAGAUAAUGGGCUCCUAAAUAACAGUUUCGUAGAAAGAGAUCAGUAUUGAAACUGCGUUCAUUUUUGAAUAUGUAGCAGAAGAGUGAUAACAGUUCCCAAUAGUUUUAUUCACAUCAAAAAAGGUGGUUUAAGAGUGAUUGGAGGAUAAAUCUAUCUAGUGCACCAAUUUAAUUAUCCAGGAGUUGAAUAUAAGGACACCUAAACACGACCACAGGCUGCACCGCAACCAUGACCAGUCCAGCCACAAUGAUGGCCUUCCUGACAGGCACCUUAUGGUCGACCACACUGGUUGAGGGCUCCAAACCAUGGCUGCCUCUCAACCCCGACCAGGCGCUGCUCUCUGAUUGGUCCUUCCAGCUGAUGGCCAGUGACCUGGAGUGGCCCUGCCCGGCCACCAGGAGUGUCUAUGAACAGUCAGGCCGCUACAUUCCCAAAAACAUCAUCGUGUCCAAAGUGCAGAUGCAUAGAGACUGGGCACUGCUGUUGACUCCCCGCUAUCGGUCUGGGGUGCCUUUCACCAUAGGAAAGGUGAACCUGAGAACAGCGAACAAAUGUCGUCCGCGGAUCGCUCCGUUUCCCUGCUGGGAGAUGCACGAGGAAGGCAGUCCAGAUGCCAUACAGAAUGCAGUCGACAUCUUCCUGGACCACAAGGGUGUUCUGUGGGUGCUCGACUCUGGAGUGGUGAAUACUCUCGACACGCCUGUCAGGAGAGCCUCACCCAAGGUGUGGGCGUUCGAUGCCGACACUGGCAAGCUGCUGAAAACGAUCAACCUCAACCAGCUAGUCUGCACGGUGAGUCGCCUCCAGUACUUAGUGGUCGAAUACGGAUCAGACGGACGCGCAUUCCUAUACAUCAGCGACGCAGCGACUCGCGCGAUUAUCGUCUGGAACGUCGCUGACGCGUCAGGGUACCGUGUCGUCCUCCCUACAGCCACCACCAUGGACUGCGGACGUCGGGACGUCCUCUACUUAGCUCUGGUCAAGAGGCCGCUCGGACCUUCCCGGCUCUAUUUCACAUAUUUGUCAGCUAAGCAUCUGUUCGCAAUCGAUACUGAUUGUCUGAGACGCAAAUCUGCCAAUGGAACAGUUAUAGAUGUUGGACUGAAACCUACCAAGUUUGUGCUGCUCGGCACUGAUAAUGGGCUGAACUUAUUCUUCAGGUACCGUGGACAGUCCGACAUCUGGAUGUGGAACACCGAAACAGGUUUCAAGGCUAGUAACUUUAUUGCCGUGCAAGAGGGAGGGGACUGCCGCCUAGCUACCCAGGUUCUGCCCGGGUUUAGGAGGUUGAAAUGGGUCCUCGAGUCCAAUUUCCACGACUACCUGGCAGGGACAACGGGAGGCAUGGGUGCUAAUGUACGACUCCAUCCAUUGGUCAAGAGUGGUUGUGACUGUUUCUAAUUGUUCAUUGAUCACUGAUUGAUUGAUAAGUGAUAAUAUAUCUUCAUCCGUGAUAAGUGAUCUGAUGAGUGAUAAUCAUCUGAAUUUGAUAAGUGACAUCGUAUUCAAUAAAUUACACUGUAACGAAUUUGAAUUAGAUUUAUAGUGCUAAUGAAAGUUUGGCUGAUUUUCUUGAGAGCGGAUGCAAUUUGUUCUCCGAUUUAUAGAGAAUGACAUUCGAUUCAAAAAAGCGCCUGCAUGAGAUUCAGUAAAUGAUGACAUUCAAUUGAAUAAGUUAUGUUGUAUUGGAUUUGAAGUGAUCGUGAACAGCUCCAAGUGGAAUGUGUUACCAAUAAUCUAAUAAAUUAUGGUUUUAAAUUAAUUUGAUAAGUGACGUAGGGUUGAUUCAAUACGGUAUAGGAUUCCAUUGGGUUUGAAGGGACUUUGAACAGUUUCAUGUGAUGUGGAAUGAUAUUCUACAAUGUAAAUGAAAUGUUUACACUGACUAAUGAAUAUUGAUUGACAUGGUAUUGAGUUUGAAGAGACAGAAAACAUUUCUGUCACUCCAUUUUGUUUCAUUCAGGAUGAAAUAAUGUGGAUUGUGUAUGAAUUGUGAGCACAAAUGUGAUAACCCUUGCGAAAAUAUCAUUCAAAACAAAGUCUCAGAAAACCUUUUACUAUCAAUUGUAUAAAAUGGGGAAUUUGUGAUAAUAUUAAAAAUAUUGAUCAAGUAUGAGAGAGUGAAUAUUAUGCAAUAUGAAGAUUGAGAGCAAGGAUGUAUUAGAAGUGGAGAAAUGCAUGUGAAAGAACGGAAGGUAUGGAGAGAAAAAAAGAAUAUAGUGAUGAUGAAAAAAUGUGUUUGAGAGGAAAAGAGUGACAUGCGAACAUGUGUUAAAUGAGAAAGCAGUAUUAGAUUGAAAAAAAUAAAUUAUAAUAUCCUUUGCUAUUUGGAGAGUGGAAAACUGUGGAGAGAAUUGGAUGAAUAUAGUAUGCUACGAAUGCCAUAAACAGAGGGAAAAAUUGGAGAGUAGGUAUUAAAUGAAGGAAAGUGUGAAUUGUAUUAAGAGUAUAAUUUGAGUAUGAAUGGGACCUAGAGUAUGGAGGGUAGGAUUAAUAAAUAAACUCACUUUUUUCAAGAAUGAUAUCAUGAUUAAUAUUUAUAACUCAAAUAUUAUUAAAUAAAUAACUUGGUCCAUGUUUGUAAAUAUAGAAUAGUAUUAUGUCUAGCUAAAGUUAAUGAUAAAUAUUGAUACGAAUGUAUUCUCAAUGAUUUGGAAUCACUUGAGGACUUGUAGUGCUUUUGAAUUUGUACAUUAUAUUGUUGAUUUUACAUGUUAAUAAUA